This is a messenger RNA of Conger conger (European conger), 2945 nucleotides long. RefSeq names its product histone H4 transcription factor (gene hinfp). Gene Ontology annotation, molecular function: DNA-binding transcription factor activity, RNA polymerase II-specific; RNA polymerase II cis-regulatory region sequence-specific DNA binding. The record is from RefSeq and is a predicted model, not a curated record. Lineage: Eukaryota; Metazoa; Chordata; Actinopteri; Anguilliformes; Congridae. The coding region runs from base 325 to 1905 and encodes 526 amino acids. The transcript has 9 exons. Gene Ontology annotation, biological process: regulation of transcription by RNA polymerase II; anatomical structure development.
GUUACUGGAUAUGCUAUCCGUCUUCAAGUUCGUGGAUUUCAGGACUACUAACUACAAAAUUAGUAUCGGAAUAACUUUUUUAAAAAGAGCGUUUUCUGAGCCUUGUAGUUUUACAUACCUUUAUAUUAAUACAUAUCUCCCGAACAGCUGGACAGACUGUACAAUGGGACUACCAAAACUAGUAUGGGGUAAAGUAUAAGUACAUUGGUAACUUAGCUGGUUUUCUACGUUAUAUUAGCUAGCUAGCUGUAGUGAGGAUAUAGCUGUUGCUAAGCAAAUUCCACCACGCACACUUCAACCCAAUCCUCAAAUUAAGAUAACGUUAUGCCUCCCAGUAAACGCUCGCGUAGAGAAGAUGCCACGGUGGAGCUUGUUUGCGAAUGGGGAUCGUGUCAAGCUGCGUUCAGUAGGAUGCAGGAAUUCUGCGAACAUGUGGAAAAACAUCUUCAAUCCCUGCGACUGGAGGACGAGGAGCUGGAAACCCUGGCCGAGGAGCAGAGCUGCUUGUGGCGGGAGUGCGGCUUCUGCUCGGUGGAGAGUCCAGGGGAGCUCUUGAGGCACGUGUACUUCCACUGCUACCACACCAAGCUGAAACAGUGGGGGCGGAACGUGCUGCAGAGUCAGCCCGAGCUGGGCUCUUGUGUGCUGGGCCUCCAGAAUCGAAACAUCGUCCCGGACAUCACCGACAACUUCGUCUGUCAGUGGGAGAACUGCGAGACAUCCCUGGAUAACCCGGAGUGGUUUUACCGGCACGUGGAGAUGCACGGCAUGUGCAUGGAUAUGAAGUCCAACGGCAAAGAGGAGAGUGUGGUGCGCUGUGGGUGGAAGGACUGCGAGGCGACCUUCAAGGCCCGGUUCAAGCUGCGUGAGCAUCUGCGCAGUCACACGCAGGAGAAGGUGGUGGCCUGCCCGGUCUGCGGGGGCAUGUUUGCCAACAACACCAAGUUCUUCGACCACAUCCGCCGGCAGACCACCAUCGAGGGCCAGCGGUUCCAGUGCUCUCACUGUUCCAAGCGAUUCGCCACAGAGCGGCUACUGCGGGACCACAUGAGGAACCACGUGAACCAUUAUAAAUGUCCGCUGUGUGACAUGACCUGUCCCUCUCCAUCCUCUCUGCGCAACCACAUCAAGUUCCGCCACAGCAAUGAGAAGCCAUACAGCUGUGAAUACUGCGAGUACAGCUGCAAGAACCUGAUCGACCUGCGCAAACACCUGGACACGCACAGCAGCGAGCCAACCUACCGCUGUGACAUCUCGGAGUGUGACUACUCCACACGCUCCCUCCACUCCAUCAAGAACCACUACAAGAAGGCCCACGAGGGAGAUUUCAUUCCCCGUUACAAGUGCCAUGUGUGUGACCAGUGCUUUACCAGGGGCAACAAUCUCACCUCUCACCUCCGUAAGAAGCACCACUUUAAAUGGCCCUCAGGGCACCCCAGAUUCAGGUACAAGGAACACGAGGACGGUUUCAUGCGGCUGCAGCUGAUUCGCUACGAGAGCGUGGAGCUGACGGAGCAGCUAAUGGAGAGGCAGGAGGGCGGGGACAGGGGCGGGGCUGGGGACAAAGGCCUGGGCGGGGACACGGACUCCCAGACGGAGUCCCAGGCAGAGUCCCAGGCGGACUGCCCCACGCCGGGGGCGGGAGGUGACGCGGGCGUGGCGGAGCUGAGGGGCAUCGUGCUGGACGGCGUGCAGGCGGACGGGAGUGGCCUGGGGCCCGUCCUCCACGUGGAGAGCGGGACCAACGAGCAGGGCGAGAACGUGUUCUACGUGCUGGCCAGCGCCAGCCCCACCCAGGCGCUCCUCCUCCCGCCCUCCGGCCCUGAGGACGCGGGGCCCAGGGCGGACAGCGUCAUGAUGCAGCUCCAGGACACUGCGCAGGAGCUGGGCAUGGAGGUGGUUUAACCCCGCCGGGAUGCCCACGCCCACGCCACGCCCUUCCCUGAGACUGGGUGGAGCCGGGAGGAAACGGGCGAGCGCGCCCCGGAGGUUUUGUCGGGUUUGCACAGACGAGCGUACCUCCCGCACGAGCGUAACUGUGGCACUGAGGGAGUGGUGGAGUCAGUGGUGUUUCUCUCUCUCUCUCUGCUUCGGCCGUCAAUGAAGACCCCGACAUUCUGGACCAGAAAUGUGUUUAUUUAUUUAUUCCUCUCCAGGCCAACACAAGCUUUGCAUAGAGGCCGUUUUCCACAUUUUUUUAUGCAGCUACCAUGGUGUCUUGAUUGUACUCGGUCAUGAACAUGGUACGGCACGAGAGAUGUGACUGAGAUGAGCACAGACAUGACUGAGCCACUGGCCUUACAGAAAUAAAGCAAGGGAACGUUUGCUUUCUAUUUAAAUGCGACCUUUUUAAAAAAGAUAAAUGGCUGUAUUUUGUGUGUAAAUAUUUAUUUUUGUGAGGAAUUAUGUGGCUAAAUACUGGCCUGUCGGUGUGUCCAAAAAAUGCAGAAUGGACGUCAAACAGGCCUCCUACAGGACACAAAGUGCGGUAAAAUGUUUAUUUUUCAAGUCUAACUUGAAUCUUAUGUAAAGCUGACGGUUUAUUCUGAUGUAUUUUAAGCAGCCUUUGAAAUGGUAUCCCUCAGAGUAAAUGAAUGAAGAAAUGCUAUGUAAUGGUGAAAUAAGUUUUACCACUAAAUGGCAAAAGGGGGCAUUAUUAAUUGUGCUUAACAAUGCCUGGUCUUUGGUUUUGUGUUGUUGUUUUUAAGGGUGCCCAUACGCUAAUAAUUAUGUUUUCGGUUAACUUGGUUUCAACUUCAACGAAAGAGCCGACGAUGAUGGAUGCUGCGGUUGUGUCGGAAUGAGAACCUGAGCUGUGAUCGGUGACCUCUGCUGGCUGGAGUUUGACACUGCAGUUACUCGUCAGCCCUGUGAAGGCAGGCGCACGGGCCGUUUUUCCCUGCCAGCCUUGAGCAUUCUGCCAUUCCUUUGCAGUGUACUGUGAA